AUGAUAGGAGGAUGGGUAGAAGAAGCAGAGAAGAAAUAUCCACUUUCGACAUCUACCAAUUACAUGGACCGAUCUACAUUCCUACAAGAGAAAGUUCGAGAUUAUGUUCAGCUCUGGGGGAAGUGGAAGAAUCAUAGGGGAUACCCAUACGGUGACUUGCGGAACAAGCUUGAAGGUUACCUGUGGCCAGGGCAAUAUAGCAAAUAUAGGAAUUAUUGUCGCGAAUCUGAGGGUAAAAUUCUCUUGACGUAUCUUAUAUAUGGCCUUAGUGCAGAAGCUGACAUGGUUUAA
Molecule: messenger RNA, 291 nt
Organism: Thlaspi arvense
Lineage: Eukaryota; Viridiplantae; Streptophyta; Magnoliopsida; Brassicales; Brassicaceae
Source: the annotation of a GenBank genome assembly